UCCCGCACGCAAAAAGCGCCGGCGCCAGAUUACGAACCGCCGCACCUACCCGUGCUACUAGAAAGCACCGCUAGAGAUUCCGAUGUCGAAAGUCCAAUAAUGGAACGGGACACACAGCUUAGCCAGCCGAAGCCUCCCUAUUCUAGGCAGGAGGAUUUCGGACCUCAAGAAGGGUCAACCUCUGGGCCCAUGGGUAAAUCAAGCGAGAUGGGUAGAUUGCAGCAUACGAAAGGGCCCCUCGAAGGGAAUAAGGCGCUCAAUGCCGACGGGGAUUCACUGAAAUCGCCAAGUCCACUGCCCUCGGCACAAGAUUACUUGAGUCCUGGCCGUGCUUCUCCCCGGGUUCUCCCCCCUGUAGAAGAAGAGACACACGAAGAACUAGAAAAAGAUGGGCGAAAUCAUGAUCACGAUACUUUUGCGGAGACGAACAGAGACAGCGGGGUUAUCACGGGCUCACCCGACCCUAUGCGGCGUAGUCUAGCAGAGGAGCCAAGCCAACGCGACAGCGGCAUACAUCUCCGAGACGUAGCAGAGAGCAUGGCCGAGAAACAAGAAGAACGCCAAGAUAAGGAAGGCAUGGCAAUCCGCACUCCUCAGCCUCACGACAGGCGAUUGCAGAAGCCGGGACUGGGAAGCGAGAUGCCCAGCCUAGGUACACCAACCAGUAGCAGCCGAGAAGAGGAAAGGCAGAAUACAAUAGAUCCUAGGAAGACGCGAUCGCAGAAAGAACAGGAAAUAGGACACAGAAGCAUUUCGGAGAGCGUAAGCCGGAGGUCGACGCCGCUGGCGGAGAGGCAGCUCAGACGAACGGUGUCCAACACGAGCAUUUCGCGGCAACGGACGCCGGAACCCCUGUCGAUGAAAUUUCGGCCUGAAAGUCCAGGCAUCCGGUCAGGCAUCAACGCUCCACCGCUAAGACGCGCGGACAGGCGAAUGAGCGGUGACCUUCGCUCCCUCUCCUCCAACCUCCCCAAUAACAACAAUGCGUUGAGCGAGAGAGAAAUUCUCCCGCACCAGACCACAGCACCAGUGGCUAACGAAGGCCGUGUCCGAGCCAAGGACAUGACCGACGUAUAUGUAAGUGAUCAUUGAGAGGACUCAUCGCCGCGCAUCGUGCAUCAUCUGGGUCUCCGUCGUCUCCGUCUUGUCCCCAUCACUGGCCCCAUCCGGCCCCAUCCCCAUCGUCAUCCACGAUGGCUACGGCGAGGGCCGCAUGGGCUCGCCACGGUCCCCAACCCGACCCCAGAGCAUGCGUCGCCG
Molecule: messenger RNA, 1260 nt
Organism: Durotheca rogersii
Lineage: Eukaryota; Fungi; Ascomycota; Sordariomycetes; Xylariales; Xylariaceae
Exons: 2
Coding region: 100-1092 (330 amino acids)
Source: RefSeq, a predicted model, not a curated record